Messenger RNA from Dimorphilus gyrociliatus, 812 nucleotides. The record is from the annotation of a GenBank genome assembly. NCBI's taxonomy places the organism in Eukaryota, Metazoa, Annelida, Polychaeta, Dinophilidae.
CAAAAUUGUUCCCUUUCACGGAUAGUCCACGUAAAAAAUUUUACUUGUGCAACAAUUGCGCCUAAAUAAGACGGUAAACCGCUACUUUGACGACUUUGAUUAACUUUAUGGCGGCAAUAGAAAAAGUACGAGUUUUGAUUGUAGGAGAUUCGGGUGUUGGGAAGACAUCUCUAAUUCACUUAAUAUGUCAUAACGAACCAAUCGCUAAUCCUUACUGGACAAUAGGCUGUUCAGUUGAGUGUAAGCUUCAUGAAUAUAAAGCUGGAACACUUCAUCAAAAAGAUUAUUUUAUUGAGCUAUGGGAUAUUGGAGGCUGGUCGGCUCAUACAAAUAGCCGUUCAAUAUUCUACAAUCCAGUACACGGAGUUAUUCUUGUUCACGAUUUAACUAAUAGAAAAACUGAACAGAAUUUACGGAAAUGGCUCGGUGAAGUUUUGAAUAAAGAACAAAAGGAGAGAAUAGAAGGACACGAUUAUGACCCGGAAAUAUUCGCUGGUACUCAAGUUCCUAUUCUUCUUAUUGGUACAAAAGUUGAUAUGGCUGAAAGUGUCCAAAAAUCCCGUAGGCGAUCAGGUAUUUGUGAAGAAUGCGGAGCAGAUGAAAUUACUCUUGAUUGUACUCAAGUAAAACAUUUAGCACCUGGUACAAGUAACGCUGUAACAUUAAGUAGAUUUUUUGACAAGGUGAUUGAAAGGAAAUAUUAUGCCAGAGAAAGUAAUGCGACUAGCAUUAAUGCGGCUUUUACAAGUCCUAUACAAGUUGGUGGACUUUUUCAGGAUCGGCGGCGUGUAAUUAAUACAAAAAAUGACUGA